Messenger RNA from Nymphalis io (European peacock), 1529 nucleotides. RefSeq names its product 2-methoxy-6-polyprenyl-1,4-benzoquinol methylase, mitochondrial (gene Coq5). The record is from RefSeq and is a predicted model, not a curated record. Bases 112 to 1002 code for a protein of 296 amino acids. The transcript has 7 exons. Gene Ontology annotation, molecular function: methyltransferase activity. Lineage: Eukaryota; Metazoa; Arthropoda; Insecta; Lepidoptera; Nymphalidae. Gene Ontology annotation, biological process: ubiquinone biosynthetic process.
CAGAUUUUUGCCAUUUGAUUUUUUUUAAUAUCUUAGUUCUGUUGAACCAAUUAUCUCAUGCACUAUAAGAAUUAAGAACAAUCUUAUUUAAGUUAAAAAUAUAAGAAGACAAUGGCUUUACAAAGAAGACUUCUACAAUUUAUCAACAUUACGAAACCAUGUGAGAAGCUUUGUAGCAUAAAAAAUUAUAGUGCACAAGCGGCAUCGCAAAGAGAUGACGGAGAGAAACGAAAAACGCAUUUUGGUUUUGAAACUGUUGAUGAAGAUGAAAAAACUAAAAAAGUUCAUCAAGUAUUUGAAACCGUAGCAGAUAAAUAUGACACAAUGAAUGAUUUGAUGUCAUUUGGAAUACAUCGAGUUUGGAAAGAUAUUUUUAUGAUGAGAUUUGCUCCUACUCCUGGAACUAAACUUUUGGACAUGGCUGGUGGAACAGGUGACAUUACAUUUAGGUAUAUUAAUUAUUUAAGAAAUCGAACAAACUCUAGUACGGAGAAGCGUAGCAGUGUAACUGUUAGUGAUAUCAACCAGAGUAUGCUAAAUGUGGGGAAACUUCGUGCUGAAAAACAAGGCUAUUUAAAAAAUUCACCAGUGGAUGUGGAUUGGCUGUGUGCAGAUGCAGAGCAGCUCCCCUUACCUGAUGAAUGUUAUAAUGCAUACACUAUUGCAUUUGGCAUUCGAAAUUGUACCCAUAUUGAUAAGGUAUUGGAGGAGGCUUACCGUGUGCUGCAGCCUGGAGGACGCUUCAUGUGCCUGGAGUUCAGUCAACUACCUAAUUCUACUAUGCAAUGGGUGUAUGACCAAUACUCAUUUCAAAUGAUCCCAGUGAUGGGACAGUUAGUAGCUGGUCAGUGGAAGCCUUAUCAGUAUCUUGUUGAAAGUAUUCGUCAGUUUCCAGAUCAGGAAAAAUUUAAAUCAAUGAUUGAAGAUGCUGGCUUUAGACAAGUAACUUAUGAAAAUUUAACAUUUGGAGUGUGUGCUAUACAUUCAGGAUUUAAACUCUAGUUAAUUAGUUGUAUGUUAAGUAAAGUUUGUAUCUGAAAUAAAACAAAUGAUAAUUUCCAUUGAAUUUAUUAAAGUCCAUCAAAGUCUGUCGGUCUUUGGAAUGCAGAUCCAGUACCUAAAUUACAAUUGAACAUUUACACUACAAUAUCAAAUAAUCGACACAAUCUGUCGCAUCAAAUAAAAAUACAACGCGUUUAAUCUAAUGUUUAAUUUCACGUGGAUAGACACUCGGAAUAACAGGAAUACAUCGCCACUAUCCUCUCGUUCGAUCGCCACACUCAUCCUCGAUCACUCCAGUCGGAACCACUACAACCAGUCGGGCACAGGCCGAUACAAGCUCGACAAGCAUGCUACGAAUGACAUCAACUGUUAGGUGAGACUAAUGAGCAAAGCCAGAGCCCGUCGCCUCGCCGGCCUACGUCUAGAUAACGCAGACAUCGAGAAGCGGAUAGUGUUAAGGGUAUGUCAAACAAACAUUAAUCUUUCCGGUACGGAGCGUGCACUCGACGUAAGUUAUUUGGCAAAAA